Zonotrichia albicollis (white-throated sparrow) is the source of this 2234-nucleotide messenger RNA. Its product is annotated as arylamine N-acetyltransferase, pineal gland isozyme NAT-10. Lineage: Eukaryota; Metazoa; Chordata; Aves; Passeriformes; Passerellidae. The record is from RefSeq and is a predicted model, not a curated record. Gene Ontology annotation, molecular function: arylamine N-acetyltransferase activity.
AUUUGCUCACGGAUCAGUGAAGUCCAAAAAUGUGAAUUCUAUUUGGGUGGACUCUGCCCUUUCUUGGAAUUUAAGAUUCAGGAGCGAGGACCAGCAGAGCUUAGAAAGACAACCCUCACAGUCUGUAUCCACUCCUGGCUUCACUGACUGCUGCCCCUGUAAUAAACCCCCCAGAAACGGAAUACCUCAAUAAAUAAAAAGGGAUCUCCGAAGAGGUGAGAUGAACCUUGAAGAGUAUUUUGCAAGAACUGGCUAUAAAGGCUCCACUGAAAAACAAGAUUUGGAAACCUUAACCGAUAUAUUCCAGCAUCACAUCCGUGCUGUUCCCUUUGAAAACCUCAGCAUCCACUGCGGGGAGAAAAUUACUUUGGAGUUGGAGCACGUUUACAACAAGAUUGUGAGGAGGAAGAGGGGUGGAUGGUGCAUGGAAAACAACCAGCUGCUGGGCUGGGUGCUGAAGGGCCUGGGCUAUGACACCAGCUUCCUGGGAGCCUAUGUGUUCAACCCCCAGCAGAACGCCUACGCCACCCUCAUGACCCACCUGGUGGUAAAGGUGGUCAUCAAUGGCAAAGCCUACAUCGUUGAUGGAGGCUUUGGGGUGUCCUACCAGAUGUGGCAGCCCAUGGAGCUCGUGUCAGGGAAAGACCAGCCCCAGGCUCCCGGCGUGUUCCGCUUCACGGAGAAAAACGGCGUCUGGUACCUGGAGAAAAUGAGACGGAAACAAUACAUCCCCAACCAGAGCUUCUCCAACUCUGACCUGCUGGAGAAGAAGGAGUGUCGCAAGGUUUAUAUGUUCAGCCUGGAGCCACGGACAGUGGAAGAUUUCCGUUUCCAGUGCACAUACCUCCAGACCUCUCCAGAUUCCCUCUUCACAAAGAAGUCCAUCUGUACCCUGCAGACCACCGAGGGAUUCCGGGCGCUGAUUGGGUGGACGCUCACUGAGACCACGUACAACUACAAGGAAAACAUGGAUCUGGUGGAAUUUGUAACUCUUGAAGAUGAAGAGGUGGAAAAAACCCUCAAAGAGAAAUUUAACGUCACCCUAGAGAGAAAACUUGUCCCUAUUAAUGUUAAAGGGUCUUACACAAUCUAGAUGGCCAGGAAGACCUACAGUAAUGCUAUGUGGGUACAGCAGCUUCCACUGUCUGUGCAAUCUCUACUGCAAGGUUAUGGGAUUCUUUUGCAGGUGACUGAAGGAUAUAUACAUUAGUAUGAGAUUAAUGUGAAUUUCACUUUGGGAAAAAUCAGGGAUUUAAGACUCUUGAGUCAGUUAGGUAAAAUUAUUUGCUGGGAGAUGACUGCCGUUCAAUUUUUGGCACAAAUGUAGGAUUUGAUUUGAAUCUGGUUAUAAGCUUGGGUAAGAAAUAUGUCUGGGGAAUUUUGGACUGCCUGUAGCACAUGAGUAUGGAUUAUUAAUUGUGAUAUGCUGCCAACACAUUUUCUAAGGUUAUUAUAGGGAGACAAGUAAUCUGUGAGCAUUUAGACAAGAAAGCACACAUUUAAAACUUCAUUUUUCACAAGAUCAAACCAUUCACAGCUCAUCUCAUCCCUCUACCUUUAAUAUGAGUAAAACAUUGUCAUCUUGGAAAAGAGCAUUAGGAGGCAUAAUUCUUUCACCAUCAUCCUUAGACAAACCAUAGUACAAAAUGAAAAUCGUCAUCAUGUGCAUCCCUCUGGCCAUUACUGCAGGAAACUGCCCCAAGUAAUUUUUGGUAUGUACUAUUCUUCUGGUGAUGAAAAUUCUAUAUAUUGCAGUGUAUUGUGGCUGAUGGGCUCUAAGGAGAUAACUACUAAGCUUUGUUUCUGAGAUAUAAUCAUCCUGUAAACUGCGAUUAGUACUUAAAUGUCACAGCUGGCUUAGAUUUACUUCUGUCCCACAAGGGGUGGAAAUUCUGUACUUUUAGGACUGCCUUGUCUUUGUAUAUGAAGCUAAGCCAACUAUGCCCUUAAUUUUGUCCUGCAAACAUGAGUAUCUGCAUGGCUGUCCUGAAUGGGUACCACUUAGCACAGGAGCUUUAAUGUCCUUAGUGUUUGUUCAUCUGUAUCAAAGUGACAAAACAACCCAAGAAGCCAGCCAAAUCUAAAGGAAACCUUUUCUUUUUUCACAGUCAUGCUUCCCCAUUUUCCAGAAAAUGUUGUUCCUCCUACCAUGCUUCUCUGCAAAAUGCCCAACCAAGGAAACCACUAAGAAAGAGGAAACAUUCUUAAAUGAUUUAAAAAAAUAGCAAAAACAC